UAUGUCUCUCUUAAUUUUCCAGUGAACCAAACAAGGAGAACAAUCUGGUGAAGAAACGCACCUAUAUAAAUACAUAUAUAUCAAACAAUGUCAAAAUUCACCACCCUCCUCCUCAUGAUAGCCCUCCUUCUCUCCCCCAUGCUAACCUAUGCAUCUGCUGCUCGUCCAGAGCCUGUGAAAACCCAACACAUGGGUUCUUCAGAGAUGGUUGAUAAUGAAGAAACUAAUUGUGAAGGAGUGAAGGAGGAAGAGUGCUUGAUGAGGAGGACACUGGUUGCUCAUAUUGAUUAUAUAUAUACCCAGAAGCAGCACAAGCCCUGAAUGAAUCUCUCUCUCUUUGUUUGUCUCUUAAUUAGAAUCACUGGCUAGGAUUCUAAUAUUUGUGUUUAUAUAUCAGUUAGUAUAGCAUAAUAAUAAAGAAUAAAACAUGUUUCCUGUGUUUUCUUUGUUGUUGUUGCGGGUAUUUUAGUUCAUUUGCUACUGUUUUUGAUUGAA
Messenger RNA from Camellia sinensis, 495 nucleotides. Its product is annotated as phytosulfokines 5. Gene Ontology annotation, cellular component: extracellular region. NCBI's taxonomy places the organism in Eukaryota, Viridiplantae, Streptophyta, Magnoliopsida, Ericales, Theaceae. The record is from RefSeq and is a predicted model, not a curated record. Gene Ontology annotation, biological process: cell population proliferation. Gene Ontology annotation, molecular function: growth factor activity.